Messenger RNA from Drosophila subpulchrella, 2148 nucleotides. RefSeq names its product esterase B1. The record is from RefSeq and is a predicted model, not a curated record. The transcript is spliced from 2 exons. NCBI's taxonomy places the organism in Eukaryota, Metazoa, Arthropoda, Insecta, Diptera, Drosophilidae. Bases 104 to 1804 code for a protein of 566 amino acids.
UUCGAGCGCGUUGGAAGUGUCAGUACUCAGAGGGGAUUGCGGCCAAAAGUAGAUUAUAUUUUGUAUAUAUUUAAUAAGUACAGUAGUUGGGAGUAAAAGAGAAAUGGAUUUGCGAGUGGGCUUUAGUGACAAGCUAAAAUUUUGCGCCAAGUUUAUUGCUCAUAAGGUGGUGCAGUAUAAGUUGGGCACGGGUCACACAAAAGAACUGUCCACCAAGUAUGGCCAGUUGAAGGGUCAACAGCGUAGAACCAUCUACGACAGCGAAAUCUACUACUCCUUCGAGGGCAUACCCUUUGCCCAGCCACCCGUGGGUGAGCUGCGUUUUCGCGCCCCCCAACCUCCGACCUCGUGGCAGGGCGUCAGGGAUUGCACCUAUGCCAGGGAGAAGCCCAUGCAGAGGAACUCCAUUACUAGCACUGCCGAGGGAUCCGAGGAUUGUCUAUAUCUCAAUGUAUAUGCCAAAAAACUGGAGUCCCCCAAACCACUGCCCGUUAUGGUUUGGAUUUGUGGCGGCGGUUUUCAAAUAGGUGGAGCCUCCCGAGAGCUCUACGGACCGGAUUACUUCAUGAAACACGAUGUAUUACUGGUAACCAUCAACUAUCGUGUGGGUGCCUUGGGUUUCCUAAGUCUCAAGGACAAGGAGCUCAAGAUACCGGGAAAUGCGGGUAUAAAGGAUCAAAUCCAGGCACUACGUUGGGUCAAGGAGAACAUAGCCAGUUUUAAUGGUGAUCCCGAGAAUAUAACCGUAUUCGGUGAGUCCGCUGGUGGGGCUUCCAUCCACAUCCUCAUGCAAACGGAGCAGGCCAGAGGACUCUUCCAUCGGGCCAUCGUUCAAUCUGGUUCGGCUUUAUGUGCCUGGGCCACGCAACCGGAUCGAAAAUGGCCCCAACGAUUGGGCAAGGAACUGGGCUAUGCUGGGAGUUUGGAAAGUGAAAAGGAGUUGCUGGAGUUUUUAAAGCAAAUACCGGCCAGCAAAUUGGCCCUAUACUGCAAUGCGAUUGUGACGCAGGAGGAGGAGCGUGACUAUGAGAUAUUGGCCUUUGCCCCCGUAAUCGAACCAUAUGUUGGCGAUGAUUGCGUGAUCCCGAAAUCGCAGCAGGAGCAGUUGUCCAGUGCCUGGGGCAAUCAGAUUCCACUAAUCAUUGGCGGUACCUCUUUCGAAGGACUCUUCUCGUACCGCACCACCCUGGACGAUCGACUUUAUAUGCUGAGUGCCUUCGAGGCAAUUAUACCGAAACAGGUUCGCGAGGCCAUCGACAAGGAUGAGUUGGCCGAGAUGGUGAGGAGGCUGAAGAAGUACUACUUUGACGAUCCCGACAGGGCCAGCAUGGAGCUCUUCGAGUGCCUGCACAUCCUGAGUGUCAAGAACUUUUGGCACGACAUCCAUCGCACUUUGCUAGCCCGACUGGCCUAUGCGAAUGCCUCGUCCACAUAUCUCUACCGUUUCGAUAUGGAUUCCCCGCACUUUAAUCACUACAGGAUGUUGAAGUGCGGCAAAAAAGUGAGGGGUGUGUGCCAUGCAGAUGACUUGUCCUACUUGUUCUACGGAGUGCUCUCCAGUAAACUGGACAAGAAUACACCUGAAUACCGAACCAUUGAGCGGAUGGUUGGCAUGUGGACAGCAUUUGCCACCACUGGAAAUCCCAAUUGCGAUAUUAUCGCUCCCUUAAAAUGGGAUCCACUGCGUCCAGGUGUUGUGGAGCAUUGCCUUAAUAUUGCCGAUGGUGUGGAGUUCAUCCCAUUGCCCGAAAGCAAACAGUUUGUUCUCUGGGAUAGUUUCUACACCAGGGAGAGUCUAUACUAAGGAGAAUUUAUACUAAGAAUCUACACCAAGGAGAUUAAACUUAACAAACCAUAUAAACAAUCAGUCUUCGGGAAAAUCAAAAAGCUUUAAAUGGUGUCUUUGUUAGCUUAAAAAAUGUAAGAUAUUUUAUAAGUGACUCUUUAACCCAAGCCAAAUUGUAACAACAUUGCCAAUAUUAAAAAAAAAAUUCAGUAUACUUAUGGACCAAGUCAAUAAUUAUAAAGAAUACACUUAAUCAAGGUCUGUUACCAUCUGUUCAAGGCAUAAAAUAUUUCUUUUCUCCAAAAUAACACAAGAAUUAACCCAUAAACCGAAUGCGACUCUUCCAAUUAUCCCACACCAAA